AUCACAUUGUGAUAGUAUGUACUAACUGAAGAACCCUCGAGGUUAGGGAGGGGGUGCAAUCAUGCAGGGUGCUUCGUGGGUGGCCCGAAGACCAUCAACGUGUGUGUGGUCCGGCAAUCCUUAAGCGGGAUGUGAUGUAGCUGGCAAGGUUUAGACGAUGUACAACGCUUUGUGUACCGAGAGAAGUGGAGAGAAGCCUCAAGACGCUUAGGCCCAGCGUUCUUCCAUUUGUAAAUUAAUUUCACAUAGCUAAAAUGUUCUGGCAAAAUUAUCAUAAUUAUUAUAAGGCUUCUCUAUGUUUAGCUUAUUUAUUCGUUUUUUAUUCAAUUAAUGAAGUUAAUUCAGUGCUAAGUGAAAGUUUUGAAGGAAAUGAAAAUGGAGAAAAUGGUACGUGGAAAAAUUUAGACCUGGCUGUCCGGCUACAUGAUCCAAGUUACCUUCUUGAGAGGUAUCCUCAUGUAGAGCCCACUGCCUCUGUUAACUGUAGAAAACAAGUAAAAUGUGUCAAAAUGAAAUAUAGCACGUGCAUGGGCACUCCUUUACCAUUUACCAUGACCACUGUUGAUCUUUUGCCAGAACCUAUGACUCAAGAUCAAAUUCAAGAAAGACUGAAAAUUUUACAAGUCUUAAGACACAUUCCUAAAUGUUGGGCAGUAGUUCAACCAUUUUUAUGUUCUCUAUUUAUGCCACAAUGUAAUAAUAAUACAGUGGAAUUACCUUCACAAGAGUUUUGUAAAAAAGUCUCAGGACCUUGCAGAAUACUUUUUAAUCAUACUAUAUGGCCAAAUUUUAUAAAUUGUGAAAAUACGAAAUUAUUUCCUAAGAUGUGUAACGAUUACAUGAGAGAUUAUUAUUUUAAUACAUCAACGAAAUGUAUAAAUCCACUGAUAUCCACUGAAAACUCAUUAGCAAUAUUUGAAGGAGUUGAAGGAUGUGGUACCCAAUGCAAUGACCCUUUAUAUACACCUGAACAACAAAAUCAGAUACACUCUUUCAUUUUUUGGGGUGCUGUAAUUUCUGGAGUGUUCAAUCUUUUUACAGUCAUAACAUUUUUAAUUGACUGGAGAAGUGCCAAUAAAUAUCCUGCUUUAGUUAUUUUUUAUAUUAAUUGUUGCUUCUUAAUUUCUUGUAUUGGAUGGCUUGCUCAAUUUACCUCAGGAAAUAGAGAAUCUAUUGUUUGCAGAAAAGAUGGAACUUUAAGAAUGAACGAACCUAGUGGGGGAAGUUUAUCCUGUGUUGUAGUAUUCGUUUUAAUUUACUACUCUUCAAUGGCUGCCACAGUUUGGUUUGUUAUUCUUACAUAUGCUUGGCACAUGAGAUUUCAAGCAUUGAGCACAAUCCAAGACAAGAUCGACAAGAAAAGUGCUUACUUUCACUUGAUAGCCUGGUGUUUACCUUUAGUUUUAACUGUAACAAUUAUUGCUCUUGGAGAAGUUGAUGGAAAUAGUGUCACCGGUAUUUGCUUCGUUGGAUACACUAAUCAUAUUAUAAGAAGUGGAUUUUUACUUGGUCCCAUAUUAGUUGGAAUACUCAUUGGUGGAUAUUUUCUGUCUAGAGGUUUGGUUACAUUAAUUCGCUUAAAGAUAAGCAGUCAGGAAAUUAUAUCCGAACGAGCAAGUGUCAAAAUUCGUGGCACAAUCAUAAGAAUGGGGUGCUUUUCUGUAUUUACAUUUCUCGCUGUAGUUAUAACAGUUUAUUGUCAUAUGUACGAUUUUCAAAAUUCGUCGAAGUGGCACCAAAGUUUCAGAGAUUAUAUGAUAUGUUUAAUUACCAAAUACUCUGAAGAUUCUGAAUGCAAAAUGAAGUACAAACCUAGUGUAACAAAACUACAAUUGCAUUUACUAGCACCAUUUCUUGCGGGUGUUCUAAUGUCUUCAUGGGUUUGGACCAGUUCAACUAUCGAUACCUGGAUUCGUUUUCUUCGCCGAACAUUUAAUUGUGAAUCGGAAGAACCAGUGAAAUUAAAGAAACACAAAGUAAUUGCUCAAGCUUUUGCAAAAAGAAAAACUUUUAACAAUGCUGGUCGUCUAUCGAUCAGUUUCCAUAAUACUCAUGACGACCCCGUUGGACUGAAUUUUGAUCUCAAUUCAGUAGCAUCUCAAGAUUUUAGCUCAACUUGGGCAGCAGCUCUACCAAAAUUUGUUACAAGAAGAGGAGCAUUGGUAGGUGGAAAUACUGCAUCUGUGUCGAGCAAUCGAAGAAACUCAGUAGAUUCUGAGAUAAGUUUUAGUGUACAGAGAGUGUCUGUUCAAUCACGAAGGAAUUCCCUCGACUCGCAAAUUUCUGUGCAAAUUUCUGAAGUUAAAGCAACAAGAAAAGUAGCAUCCAGUUCUGGAGCCAGGAGUAGACGAGGAAAGCGAAGAAGAGACUUUGGUAAAUCAAGAUCUACGAAAGUAGGACCACUCUUCCGAAGAGGAAGUACGACUUCACAAGAAAGUCAACUGGGAGCUCAAAUCUUAAAUGCUUUAACAAUGGGCGGGACUCAGAAUAUUCCUCAAGUUCCAAACUUGAAACGAAGAUCAGCAACUGCUGGUCUAGAUGGUGGUGUAUUCAACUCUAAAGUUAUUGAUGAAAAAAAUGUAGGAAUACUUUUGCCAUUUUUAUUUCACAAUCAGACAGAUAGUGAUGAAAAUGUGAGCUCUGAAGAAAAGAGAAAUCUUCAAAUUAUGGAUAAGAAGAAUAUUGAUGUUGAAGCAGGAAAUAUAACUAAUGAUAAGAAUGAGAAUGAUUCAGAUAGUGAAGAAAGCCAGGCUGAUGAAGAGACAAAAAUGAUAACUUGUGAAGAGCCACAAGAAAGAUGUAAGAGCAAAAGUAGCAAUAAAAGUUCUAGAAGUUAUAAUCAUGAAACGGGAAGAAGUAAGGAGAAUCGCAAGAGUAAAUUUAUUAUCCAAGAUGAAACUGUACUUAAACAAUUUCUGCAGGAGACAAGUGAAAUGAAGAUAAAUGAUAAUGAAAAGGAAAAUUAUAGAAACUCUGGUAUAGGAGACUUGAACUCAAGUUUAACGUCCUACUGUCCAGAGUUAUCAAGAAUAAUGCAGUCUGAUGGACACUCAAGUGCGAGAGAAAUAGCUACACAAACUUCAUUGCCUCUAGAUAUUUUAGAAAUGGAGGAAUUAAAACAAAGUAUUGACGAAAUUAUAAAUAGUAGGAAUUGCAGUUCAAAGGGGACACAAAUUUCUCCUCAGUUAAAUAAAAGUAAUCGUAAAGCAGAUGUAAAGACCAUGGCAACUAGUCCAGUUACCAUAGCAAGACUGUCUAAAGAAGGACGACGAAAUGAAAGAAAUCAUAAGAACGUCUAGCGAAUUAAGUAAACUUUUUUUACUUCCUUUUUUAUUUUUUUUCUACUUAAUUUAUGAUAAAUAACUAUUUUAAUGGAUUGAUGCGGGAAACUAUGAAUUUAUAACGGAGUAAUAUAAAAUUUCUGAGAUAUUUUAU
Chelonus insularis is the source of this 3435-nucleotide messenger RNA. RefSeq names its product smoothened (gene smo). Lineage: Eukaryota; Metazoa; Arthropoda; Insecta; Hymenoptera; Braconidae. Gene Ontology annotation, molecular function: transmembrane signaling receptor activity; patched binding. The transcript is spliced from 8 exons. Gene Ontology annotation, biological process: smoothened signaling pathway; commissural neuron axon guidance; pattern specification process. The coding region runs from base 255 to 3299 and encodes 1014 amino acids. The record is from RefSeq and is a predicted model, not a curated record. Gene Ontology annotation, cellular component: cilium; dendrite; plasma membrane.